ACACAUAUAUAUGUAUAUGCCUGGUGAGAAAUACAAUCACACGUAAAAACUAGAAAAACAGUUUCCAUGGCGAUUAAAACAUCGAGAAAUCUGAUGAUGAUAGCGGGAUCUUUCUACAUACCAAAGGAAAACGAGAACAAACCCUUCGGAGAAGACGCUCACUUUUUCUGCCCGUCGGCGCAGGUGAUCGGAAUCGCCGACGGAGUUGGUGGGUGGUCAAGGUACGGCGUUGACUCCGGCGAAUACGCAAGGGAGCUGAUGAGAAACGCCGAGUACGACGUAAAGAACUACCGAUCAAUCGACGUGGGCCCCAAACAAGUGCUCAGGCAAGCUUACUCUGACACGGCGGCGGCGGGCUCUUCCACCGCCUGCAUAAUCUCGAUCGCCGGAAACCUACUCCUGGCGGCGAACGUCGGCGACAGCGGGUUCAUGGUGAUAAGGGCGGGAAAGACUUUCUACAGGUCGCCGGUGCAGCAGUACAGGUUCAACUUUCCUUACCAAUUGCAGAAGUCGUCGAGGGCGAACGGCGCCGAGCAGGCGGCGGAGUUGACGGUGGAGGUGGAGGGCGGCGAUAUUGUGGUUGCCGGAACUGAUGGCUUGUUCGACAAUUUGUUUGUCGAUGAAAUAGAGACGAUCGUGAAUGAUUAUUGCUCGGGUAAUUCGAAGCUGUCUUUGUCGGAGAUACUUGCUACGGCGGCGCUCGGAAAAUCUCUCGAUAAAACCACCGUCAGCCCGUUCGAGGUGGCGGCGUAUGAGGCCGGAAAACGACGCUCCGGCGGGAAGUACGAUGAUAUCACUGUCGUUGUUGCUCAUGUUGUAGAAUGUAGCUGCAUGCAAUAGUUUGUACGACGAUGAUUUUUUUCUUGUGUGGCUUUUAUUAAUUUCAAGUAUAAAAUUUGUUUACUCAAUUUAUUAUUUAUUACUGUAAAGAAAUUGUUUAUAUGAGAAAUUCAAGAAUUGUUUCUU
Molecule: messenger RNA, 966 nt
Organism: Erythranthe guttata (spotted monkey flower)
Lineage: Eukaryota; Viridiplantae; Streptophyta; Magnoliopsida; Lamiales; Phrymaceae
Product: putative protein phosphatase 2C 55
Biological process (GO): protein dephosphorylation
Molecular function (GO): protein serine/threonine phosphatase activity
Source: RefSeq, a predicted model, not a curated record